GGCCAGGAGGCAACAGGCGGCCUGGCCCUCCUGGGCGGCCUGGAGGGCUGCGCGCCGCCCUGUGCGACCGAGGCUGCGCCGGCGGCGGAGGAGCACCGCGGGGACGGCGGCCGCCGGCGCCGCCCGCGCGGGAGCCGGAACCGAGGCCGCCUCGGCACGGGGAGCCCCGGGCGCUCGCCGGCGCCCGACGGGCCAGGCGCGGCACGGCGGCGCAGCGGGCCCGUGCAGGCGCUGCCGCAGCCAGACCCGGAGCCCGAAACCGACGUUGGGUCAGAAGGCGGCCGGGGCCUCGCCGACGUUAGGGCCAUACUUCCGAAGGACAGCCGUCCCGCCGUCGACGAGAAGAUGCUGCUUCCAAAGCUCGGCUUCGAGCCCUUCAAGCUGCCCGCCUGGUGCUGCGUGCGCAGGACGUUCAUCGAGGCGAGCAUCAGCGAGCCCAUCGCCGACCGUGCUUUCUCGUCGCCGCCGCAGCGACGGGCUCAG
Molecule: messenger RNA, 483 nt
Organism: Prorocentrum cordatum
Lineage: Eukaryota; Dinophyceae; Prorocentrales; Prorocentraceae
Source: the annotation of a GenBank genome assembly